AAGAUUUUGAAAGACUUCUACAUCUGUUACGUAUAUGUCCAAAUGAAAGAACACCGAAGGACAUUCUGCAGAUACAAUUGUGUUUGAAGACAAACAGAGCCUUUCACAGCUUCCCCAGCAAUGCACAACAGAAGCUUUGCCAAGCUUUCAUCUACCAAAAGUACGUAGCUGGAACAGUCAUUAUGAAACAAGGACAUAUGGCAACUGAAUGUUACUUACUGUUGUCUGGCAAGCUGAAAUUUAUGAUAACUGAUGAAAAAUGUGAAAAUGGGAUUUUAGCCUCCAAAGCAUUGUAUGAACUGGAAGACGAAGAUUUCAUAGGGGAAACCUGUCUAUUGACAAACACGAGACGUCCUGCUUCAGUUAUUUGUAAAUCUGAUACCGAACUUCUUGUGAUUGACAAAAAGGUUUUUGAAUGUGCUCUUGCCAGCAUAAGGUAUGAACAGUACCAUGCAACUUGCCGCUUUUUAAGGAAACUUCCACUCUUCUCUACCUGGCCAUCAGAAAAAAUAGAUUUUAUCAUUCAUUGUUCUCUACAAAAAUUAUACAGAGCAGGAACAACUGUUAUAACGGACAGCCUGAAUUCUUACUUCAUCGUUAUUGUAAAAUCAGGCCGUUGUACAGAGGCAGCAAGGCUGGAUCCAAGGACAAUUAACACUCAAGAUGCUACAUGGCAAAUGACACCUCAAUGCAAGCCUGAGAAACAAGGACCAAAGGUAGCUUCCUUAGUUCCUCGGCUGCUAAAGAUAAGAACUCUUGAGCAAGGUGAUAUUUUUGGACUGGCCAAUUUAAUGGACAAGUCGUGUGUUCUUCAGCUCAGUUUGAUCAGUGAAGGUGCAGAGUGCAUAUUUAUCCCCAAACGGCUGUUUCUGGAAGAAGCAACCGCUAAAUCCAAGCAGAUGGCAUUACAGAUGUUCAGCAGUUAUCCCACAGAGAGUACGAUCCAGGAGAGUUACAAUUUACAGCAAGCAUGGAAUAGAUACAAGAACAAACUUAUUAAACAGCACCUUAAAUGGCAUCAAAAGUAAUAA
This is a messenger RNA of Pantherophis guttatus, 1031 nucleotides long. RefSeq lists its product as uncharacterized. Lineage: Eukaryota; Metazoa; Chordata; Lepidosauria; Squamata; Colubridae. The record is from RefSeq and is a predicted model, not a curated record.